Molecule: messenger RNA, 2745 nt
Organism: Closterium sp. Naga37s-1
Lineage: Eukaryota; Viridiplantae; Streptophyta; Zygnematophyceae; Desmidiales; Closteriaceae
Source: the annotation of a GenBank genome assembly
AUGUCCCACUCUCCCUUCUCCCCUCUCCCCCCCUCCCGCAUCCCUCCCCCCCUCCUCUCCCUCCCCAGCACCCUGGCCAACAACGCUCUAGAAUAUGCCCCACUUUCCCUUUUUCCCUCUCCCCCUCUCCCUCCCUCCCACAUCCCUCCUCAGCAACCUCGCCAACAACGCUCUAGACUUCCUCUCAGGCAAUCGCCUCACAGGCUGGUUGCUGGACCUCCCAGGCCCGAGCAAGGCAGCGCACUCUCUUUCUACCACAACCACCUCACAGUCUCCUACUCUUUGCUCUCUGCACCUCCCUCACCCCCCCACAGCUUCCUCUCAGGCAAUCGCCUCACAGGCAGGCUGCCGGACCUCUCAGGCCUCAGCAAUGCAGUCUCCCUAUCCUUCUACGACAACCUCCUCACAGGCCCUCUGCCCCGCCUCAACCGCUCCGACAUCACCUUGCAGCUAUACGGCAACCCUCUCUGCUCGCCCUACACUCCUGACAAGCAAGCCGCCUGCUCCCCACCAGCCGACCUCAUGCAGUACACCGCACCCUCCUUCUGCCAGGGCUUCGCCUGUGAGGGCGACCUGUACAGCCCCAGCAUGCCGCUCUUUCAGCAGUCCAGCCUCUGCAUCUGCGUGUCGCCACUGCGCGCUGACGUGGCGCUUUACCUGUCGUCCUACGUGGUGUUUAAUCAAGCGCUUGUGGAUCGGCUCGAGGAGAUUCUGUUUCAGGAGCUGGUUGGCGGGAAGUUUGGGCUCAAUAUCACCAAAUCACAGGUGCUAAUUUCAGCAAUCAAGAGCCCCUCCUCUCUCCCCUCCCUCGCCUCCACCUUUGCAUCGGACCACACCACCCACGAGUCCACCACCACCGUCUCCAUCCUCUUCUUCCCUCCGGUCGGGGACGACAGCUGGUACCCGCGCGACCUCCCAAAGGGCAUCAAGCAGGCACUCUCGCUGCGCAACACCGAUCCCACGCAGCAGAUGAAUCUGAGUGAAUUCGGGUCGAUCCUCUCUGUGCACUUCCACGGCCCUGCGCCAUACAACCCUCCAUUGCAGCCGGCCGCAUCGGGGCUGAGCACGGGUGCCAUCGUGGCCAUCUCUGUGUGCUCCGCUGCUGUUGCCAUCGCCCUCAUCGUUGCUCUGCUCAUGCGCCCAUGGGAGAGACGAGGGUGGAGCAAUGCGGACUACGAGGCUCUGGAGGGCAUCAACCUGCAGCACGCGCGGCGCUACUCGCUGUGGCAGCUGGCAGAGGCAACCCAUGGGUUCGAUGACUUGGCGGUUCUGGGAGAGGGAGGGUUCGGCACGGUGUACCGGGGAGUGCUGAACGGUGAGCCGGUGGCGAUCAAGAAGGCGAAUGAGAAGCGGCGGCACGACGGGGUGGAUUUCAAGAACGAGAUCGAGAUGUUGACGGCGGUGUCACACGGCAACCUGGUGAAGCUCACCGGCUUCUGUGUGGAGAAGGACGAGCAGCUGCUGGUGUUCGAGUUCAUGGAGGGGGGGGCUCUGGAUGCUUGGAUCAAAGGAUGUUUGUUCUGUGUGGAGAAGGAUGAGCAACUGCUGGUAUUCGUGUUCAUGGAGGGGGGGGCUCUGGACGCCUGGAUCAAAGGUGUGUGUGGCUCCCACUGGAUCAAAGGAAAGACGGGGCGCGUUCUAUCGUGGAAGGAGCGGAUGCGGAUUGCUCUUGAUGCGGCGAGUGCGCUUCACUACUUGCACAAGGAGAUGAGACCCGGCAUCAUCCACCGUGAUAUCAAGCCGGCCAACAUUCUGCUGACAGCAUCUCUGGAAGCCAAGGUGGCGGACUUUGGCAUUUCCAAGUCGCUGCAAGAAAAGGGAGAGCUGGUGCAGGAGGAGAUCAUCGGAAGCAAGGGCUACAUCGAUCCGCACUUUGCGGUGUCAGAGGUGCUGACGGAGCGCAGUGACGUGUUCAGCUUCGGGGUGGUGCUGCUGCAGCUGGCCACGGGGCAGCCGCCCGUCAUUCAGGGAGUGCCGCUCAGCCAGGUCGUGCUGCACCUCGCCUUCGGCCCGCAAGGCCUCUCCGCUGCUGUCGACCCCAAACUCUCCCACUUCCUCCGCGCCCGGGGGGAUCCCACUGCUGCUGCUGCUCCUGCUGCUGCCUCCGCUGCUGCUGCUCCAGCUGCUUCUGCCGCUGUUGCAAAAACUAGCUCUACUGGUGCUGCUGCCGCUGCUGCCGCUGCCGGUGCUGCUGCUGCGGGUGGGGAAGUGAGUGCAGGGGAGAUGGUGGAGGGGUUGGAGGAGACGUUCGCCACGUUCCUGCGGGUGGCGCUGUGGUGCACGGCAGAGCACCCAUCGCUUCGUCCCGACAUGGAGCAGGUCGUAUCUGCGCUGCGCAGCAUCAGGGACCAACUCAGGGCGCUACCUGGGGGAGGCGCUGCUGCUGACGGCUCACUUCCCCACCAUGCUGGCAGUGCAGCAGCAGCAGGUGCAGGUGCAGGUGCUGCUGGUAUUGUGGGACCUGCAGGAGCAAUCCCUAGCGGCGCCAAUGGUUAUAACGCAGCUGCUGGUAACCAGCGAGGUUCAGCAGCAGCAGGGUUCAGCCCAGGGGGGAGAUCUCCUGAGACUGGGCUCACAGGGGCACCGUCUAGUAUGACCACUCUGUGGAACCCCAUGGGGGAUUCUUCGUCCGGUCAACCCGGGUCAAACUGGUCAAACCUGGGUGAGGAGCAGACGACGUUGAUGGACGGGUAUGACGACACAGGCACACAGAACCACACGUUGACGGGGCCGCGUGCCCGAUAG